Messenger RNA from Balaenoptera musculus (blue whale), 3855 nucleotides. RefSeq names its product kazrin, periplakin interacting protein (gene KAZN). The record is from RefSeq and is a predicted model, not a curated record. Bases 244 to 2550 code for a protein of 768 amino acids. Gene Ontology annotation, molecular function: protein binding. Lineage: Eukaryota; Metazoa; Chordata; Mammalia; Artiodactyla; Balaenopteridae. The transcript has 15 exons.
CGCGAGUGAGAGUCGUUCCCACGUGAGAGGCUCGGCGGCCGAAUUCUUCGUGUGCGGCGGCCGCGGACCUCCCGGCGUCCGGCGAGAGGGAGAGACCUGGUCCGGCGCGCGCGCGCGCGGGCGGGCGGCGGGGCCGGCGCUCGGCUGCGCCCCGAUGCGGCGGCGACCCCGGGGGCUGUGAGCCCGGCGCCCGCCGUCGGAGCCCCCCGCGCCGCCGCGGGCAGCGCCCCUCGGGCACGCGGCAUGCGGGCGGCAGACUCUGGCACCUGGGAGCGCGUCCGCCAGCUCGCGGCUCAGGGCGAGCCGGCGCCUUCCUGCGGGGCGGGGGCUGGGCCGGCGCGCCCCCCGGGACCCGCAGCCUGCGAGCCGGGUGCGGACGCGGCGGGGCCCGGCGAUCGGCCCCGCGCCGGGGCGCCCUCCGUUCGAGCGGAUGGCGACUGCAGCCAGCCCGCACUGCUGCGGGAGGAAGUGUCCCGGCUCCAGGAGGAAGUCCACCUUCUCCGGCAGAUGAAGGAGAUGCUGAUGAAGGACCUGGAGGAGUCGCAGGGCGGCAAGUCCUCCGAGGUCCUCGCGGCCACCGAGCUCAGGGUCCAGCUGGCCCAGAAGGAACAGGAGCUAACCAGAGCCAAAGAAGCAUUGCAGGCCAUGAAAGCCGACCGAAAGCGCCUAAAGGGUGAAAAGACGGACCUGGUGAGCCAGAUGCAGCAGCUGUAUGCCACGCUGGAGAGCCGCGAGGAGCAGCUGCGCGACUUCAUCCGCAACUAUGAGCAGCACCGCAAGGAGAGCGAGGACGCCGUCAAAGCCCUGGCCAAGGAGAAGGACCUGCUGGAGCGCGAGAAGUGGGAGCUGCGGCGCCAAGCCAAGGAGGCCACGGACCACGCCACAGCGCUGCGCUCCCAGCUGGACCUCAAGGAUAACCGCAUGAAGGAGCUGGAGGCGGAGCUGGCCAUGGCCAAGCAGUCCUUAGCCACGCUGACCAAGGAUGUCCCCAAGCGGCAUUCACUCGCCAUGCCGGGCGAGACGGUGCUUAAUGGCAACCAGGAGUGGGUAGUGCAGGCGGACCUCCCACUGACCGCAGCCAUCCGGCAGAGCCAGCAGACUCUCUACCACUCACACCCCCCCCACCCUGGGGACCGGCAAGCGGUCAGGGUGAGCCCCUGCCACUCCCGGCAGCCCUCCGUCAUCUCCGACGCAUCUGCCGCCGAAGGCGACCGGUCGUCCACGCCAAGCGACAUCAACUCCCCUCGACACCGGACGCACUCCCUCUGCAACGGCGACAGUCCCGGCCCGGUUCAGAAGAACCUGCACAACCCCAUUGUACAGUCACUAGAGGAUCUUGAAGACCAAAAACGGAAAAAGAAGAAAGAGAAGAUGGGAUUCGGCUCCAUCUCGCGUGUCUUCGCCAGAGGGAAGCAGCGGAAGUCCCUCGACCCCGGCCUCUUUGAUGACUCGGACAGCCAGUGCAGCCCCACGCGACAGAGCCUCAGCCUGUCGGAGGGCGAGGAGCAGACAGACCGGCUGCAGCAGGUGGAGCUGGUCAGGACCACGCCCAUGUCGCACUGGAAGGCCGGCACCGUCCAGGCCUGGCUGGAGGUGGUCAUGGCCAUGCCCAUGUACGUCAAGGCCUGUGCGGAGAACGUCAAGAGUGGGAAGGUGCUGCUGAGCCUGAGUGACGAGGACCUGGAGCUGGGCCUGGGCGUGUGCAGCUCCCUGCACCGGCGCAAGCUCCGGCUGGCCAUCGAGGACUACCGCGACGCCGAGGCGGGCAGGAGCCUGUCCAAAGCCGCUGACCUGGACCAUCACUGGGUGGCCAAGGCCUGGCUGAAUGACAUCGGCCUGUCCCAGUACUCCCAGGCCUUCCAAAACCACCUGGUCGAUGGGCGGAUGCUGAACUCCCUGAUGAAGCGGGACCUGGAGAAGCACCUGAAUGUGUCCAAGAAGUUCCACCAGAUCAGCAUCCUGCUGGGAAUCGAGCUGCUGUACCAAGUGAACUUCAGCAGGGAGGCCCUCCAGGAGCGCCGGGCUCGCUGCGAGACGCAGAACGUAGACCCCGUGGUCUGGACCAACCAGCGGGUGCUCAAGUGGGUGCGAGAUAUUGACCUGAAGGAGUACGCAGACAACCUGACCAACAGUGGUGUCCACGGCGCCGUGCUGGUGCUGGAACCCACGUUCAACGCUGAGGCCAUGGCCACGGCCCUGGGCAUCCCCAGCGGGAAGCACAUUCUCCGGAGGCACCUGGCGGAGGAGAUGAGUGCCGUCUUCCACCCGGCCAACUCCACAGGCAUCCGGGAGGCUGAGCGAUUCGGAACGCCCCCGGGGAGGGCCUCCAGCAUCACCCGGGCGGGGAAGGAGGAGAACAGCGGUGGGAUCAAGUACAAGGCUGGCCGGCUGCCCCUGGGAAAGAUAGGAAGGGGCUUCAGCAAAGACCCCGAUUUCCACGACGACUAUGGCUCUCUUCAAAACGAAGAUUGCGGAGACGACGACUCCCAGGGCAGGCCCGAGCAGUGCCGUCUGGAAGGCUACAAUGGCCUGGAGGUCACCAACGUGUAAGGAGCCGAUGCUCCACCAGACCCAACACAGAGAGACGAAGGGAUGAAGGACAGCCAGGGACUGUCGCUGUUGUACAUAGUGAUCUCGGCCUGAGGAUGCUCCUCUAGCCCCGGGACAUCCCAGCAGACUGCUGUGACUUCGGAUGGGAACCCCGAGGAACGAGGGGGCUCCAGCCUGCCUGACCUGAGCAGGCUGUGGACUUCCGUGCUCACUGGAGGGAGACUGGCCCAGGGCGCCCGUCAGGGUGCCCGGCGCCUCUGUCAUCAAGGCUCCACCUCGGAGUGACUCAGCCACUGAGCAGUUCAAGUGGUCCCGGGAACCUUGAACUGAGCCACCAGGAUGGAAAGAGGCACAGGGUUCCCCAAAACACCCUCCCAGGAGGAGCAGAUGGGACUCCAGCCAGACACGCAGAGCCCAGCAGUGACAGCACCAGGAGCUAGCAAAGCUGGAGGCUGACCGGUCACCACGUGGACCCUUCUGGCCAGCCUGGUGGAGGUCUCAGCUCCAGCAUACAUGCCCCCAUGACCAAUAACUUGGCUUCUGACUUGGAUCACUGAAUCUCUCUUGGGAGAAGGCAAAACGGGAAGGUCAUUCCCAUCCUAAAAGCCGUGUGUCACAUCCGGGUGGACAUGUUAAAGGGCUACUUGCUCCCUCCUCCCGGGAGUGGCUGUCCUGGGUGGAGGCAGGUGACAUCCCUGCGGGGGUGGGGCUGACCAGCGACAUUGCCAGGAAAUGCAGAUAUCUGGUCAUCAGGAUGAAGGAUAUCGUGUCGAUAGGAUCGGGGUUGACUGAGUUAGGUCCGUGACAACUGUACCAAGUGUGACAGUGGGUUUGGGACUGGGAGCAGGGAAACGCUUGUCAUCAUUAACCCAGCAAACCUUGUUGUGAUGUCUGUCACCUGACACACAGGUGUGCUCACCAGUGCCCUAAUUGAGCUGAAUCUCACAGGUCGCUAAGAUGGUAGAGAGGAUCCCCAGCCCUCUUCUUGACUCUACUACUGUUUUGCUGUGUGGCUUCUUCCCAGUGGCCUCACCUCUCUGUGCCUCAAUGUCUUCAUCUACAAUACUUCUGGUUCCCUUCCAGGGAUGUUGUGAGGAUUAACACUUGCUAACAUCUGUAACACUUUGUAACCUCUCAGGAGACAGGUGGGAAGUUAUGGGGUCCAGGGUGGGUGUCUAAUUUCCCAUUUACAACACAGAACUGAUAUUGUACUAAUACUGUACUGGUUCUCUCCACCUGUUUUUUGUUGUUGUUGUUUUUGUUUGUUUGUUUUGGGGGCCGCACCGCACGGCAUGCAGAACUUCC